Molecule: messenger RNA, 1335 nt
Organism: Melitaea cinxia (Glanville fritillary)
Lineage: Eukaryota; Metazoa; Arthropoda; Insecta; Lepidoptera; Nymphalidae
Product: nuclear protein 1
Exons: 1
Coding region: 201-401 (66 amino acids)
Biological process (GO): negative regulation of cell cycle; negative regulation of cell population proliferation; regulation of transcription by RNA polymerase II
Cellular component (GO): nucleus
Source: RefSeq, a predicted model, not a curated record
AAUCGGGUCGCUGCUCAUUUUCUAACCAAUCACGUUUCGAGAACUUUAUCGACGCGCAUGCGGUUACUGACGUGUUGGCCACUGGCUAUAUAAGCGACUUCCAAGGCGUCUCGUCAAACAUUCGUAAAACAAAAUUUCAAGUGACAACGUCACCUCGAUAAUUAAGUGUAUUUCUUUGUGAAGCAUUACUAGUCAUAAAUAUGUCUGAGGCUUUCUUUGAUGAGUACGAUUACUACAAUUUCGACCACGACAAGCACAUUUUCUCCGGACACAGCGGCAAACAGCGUACUAAAAAGGAAGUAAACGAACACACCAACCAUUUCGAUCCAUCCGGUCAUUCGAGAAAGAUCGUUACCAAGUUGAUCAAUACAGAGAACAAUAAGAAGGCGAACAAGCAUUAAAUGGGUUUCUAGAUAACAAACGACUAUGGCUUGUAAACGGAACGUCGAUUUAAUGCCGAGCGAACGGAGGACAUUAUGGCGGAUACCCGAAGAAAGCACGGGUCGCUCGUCACUGGGAUCAGUGGAACAGCCGAGGUGGUUUUUGCUGACGCAGGGCUUCUACUACGCUCACUAUAAUGGAAGAUCGCGCUUGCGAAGCCGCCGUGCUUCGAAGCCGCUCCGAUGUAAACCGGGGUGAAUCUAUUUUAAACAACACCGUUCCAAUGACUGAUCUCAAUUCUACUCUGGGCUUGUUGUAAAGCUCACAAUCGCUGUGUUACUAAUUUCUAGAUAGAUUAUGUUAUGUUAUUGUAUCGUUUCGUGGUACGUGUAUAACUGUAAUAAUUUAAGCUAAAUAAAUUAAAAAAAUUAACGAAUGGAAUUUUAUUAUUAUUUGUUUACAAAGCGGAAAGCCAGUUACGAGGUUAUUGGCUUGCUGUAUACAUAUCAUUUGUAAGCUAUGUGCGAAUGGCGAUGUAAAAAUAUUGUUUAUAUACAAAAACAACCUUGAGUAAGGCAGACCGGACUGACUCACUGACGACCUUCAAUAGGUAUUAUCAAUUCUAUAUGCCAGUUCUUUUGCGUCUUAAAUUAAUACUGCUACCGUAAAUGUUUUGUUUUCUUUUUUAUUACAGAAACAUUAAUAUAGGAACUAACUAAAACUUAAUUUUAUAUAAAUAAAGUAAUUAUUACGAUUUAUAAUAAGUAGGAGUACUGACAAUUUACGUGGUGUAAAGGUAAAAGGAGAUAAGUCAAAAAUAUGAAAAAUGAAAUUUUUGCACCAUUGUUGGUACAAAAUAUUAAUUUCCCAUGGCAAAAGGGAGUUAAAUCAUUAGUGACUUAUAUUAGUAUAGUGAACAUAAAAUAGGCGAAUUACAAUUUUUCUAACAAAUCA